Messenger RNA from Gekko japonicus, 636 nucleotides. RefSeq names its product NADH:ubiquinone oxidoreductase subunit A12 (gene NDUFA12). Gene Ontology annotation, cellular component: membrane. The record is from RefSeq and is a predicted model, not a curated record. The coding region runs from base 45 to 485 and encodes 146 amino acids. Gene Ontology annotation, biological process: mitochondrial respiratory chain complex I assembly; response to oxidative stress. The transcript is spliced from 4 exons. Lineage: Eukaryota; Metazoa; Chordata; Lepidosauria; Squamata; Gekkonidae.
GCAAAGUCAAAGCAACUUGCUUACCCAGUACUCCCUCGGAGAAAAUGGCGGAGUAUGUUCAGGUGGCGAAGAGGGCGUUACAACAGCUUAGGGGUCAUGGUGGCCUUCGCGGGGCUUUGGUACAAUUCUUCAGGGUCAAUGAUUUGAAGACUGGUACAUUAGUAGGCACUGACAAAUAUGGAAACAAAUAUUAUGAAGACAACAGGUACUUCUUUGGUCGUCACAGAUGGGUUGUGUAUACUGAGGAAAUGAAUGGCAAAAAUACAUUCUGGGAAGUGGACGGAAGCAUGGUGCCACCUGAGUGGCAUCGCUGGCUUCACUGCAUGACAGACGACCCCCCAACCACACAACCACCAGUGGCUCGAAAAUUCAUUUGGGAUAACCAUAAAUUCAAUUUAAGUGGCACCCCUGGACAGUAUGUGCCAUAUUCUACCACCCGUAAGAAGAUACAGGAGUGGAUUCCACCUUCUGCACCUAGCAAAUGAAUGGAAAAGAACUUGCUGAUUUGCCAGAUGUUAGAUGUAUAGUGUGAACUGUAUCUUACUUGUAUUUAAAUAAAAGCCUGUAACCAGAAUUUUGUUGAGAACAGACGUAUUUAUAAAUAAAUGACCAACGGAUGGCAGGUGAUCAUCAUCA